Perca fluviatilis (European perch) is the source of this 5704-nucleotide messenger RNA. RefSeq lists its product as uncharacterized. Bases 515 to 4051 code for a protein of 1178 amino acids. The transcript is spliced from 7 exons. Lineage: Eukaryota; Metazoa; Chordata; Actinopteri; Perciformes; Percidae. The record is from RefSeq and is a predicted model, not a curated record. Gene Ontology annotation, molecular function: GTP binding.
ACAGAUGUAUUCAUGAGACGUUUGUUCUUCAAUGUUUGUUCAUAAAGCAUUACAAAGUACUGCAUUUCAUUUAAAGAAAGUGUGCAGCAAUAUGAACUUAGUGCAAGGGAAUUAUUGAUGUAAAUUCACUGAGAACAUCAGCAGAUGAAGAUAAUUCACAAACAAAACACUGUGUGUUAGGUGCCGCUGUUUGAAGUGGAGAUAUGCUGCUAUCAUACCGCUUGAAAGAAAACUGAUGAUUUUCUGUCUUUUGGAAGAUUCUUAUUCAGUCUGACUAACUUCUCAUAUCUGUGCGACACUGUGUCUUAUCUGUUCUGUCUCUGGUCAUCAACAUUUGGAUCAAAGCCAGCAAUUCAUAUUUAAGUAACCAGAAUAUUGAGUUAGCUCUGCUGAUUUAAGUUGCAUUAUAUUACCUUGAACUAGUGUUUAUGCAUUAGUUUAGCAUGUACAGGUUCUCAGGUUAAAGUUAGUUUCCAGUUGAAUUGGUCUCUAAUGUUUCCAGUGAAGUGACAUCAUGGCGACUGCACCACCAGUGUCUGAGCUGAGGGUUGUUCUGCUGGGGAACAGCUGGUCUGAGAGGAGUUCAGUCGGGAACUUCAUAGUGGGAGAGACUGUGUUCAACACUGAGGAAGAACCAGUCUUUCUGAAAGUCAGCAUACAAAUUGAAGAGAAAAAAAUAGUUGUCAUUAACACUCCAGAUCUGCUGCUCCCAAACAUCUCUGAAGACAAACUAAGAAAACAUGUAGAAAACUGUGUUAAACACUCUGAUCCUGGCCCUCAUGUGUUCCUGCUGGUUCUACAGCCUGAAGACUUCACUGAGAAACACAAACUGAGACUCUGCAGAGUCCUGAAACUCUUCAGUGAUCGGUCAUUUGAUCAUUCAUUGGUGCGGAUAUUACCACCCAGAGAGGAGAGUUCAGGUUUCAUGUCAAAAUAUGCACAAAACCUACCCUUAAAAGACAUGAUCAGCAAAUGUAGAUACAGAUACAUGAGGCAGAAGAGCCUUGAACUUUCAGAGCUGUUGACAUACUUGGAUCAAAUUAUAAGUAACAAUGGAGGACAUUUGAGGUGUGAUUCACCUUUGCAUGGUGAUCAUCGGAAUCUGAAAAAACAGGAAACGUCCAUUGCUGACUUAGACUCUGUAAAACCUCCUGGGUGGAAAUCUUUGGUGGAAACUGUAAACAGCUGGUUCACACCAAACACAUCACACAACCCAUCAGCAGUGGAAAGCACAAUGAACCAAACAUGUGGACUCAGGAUUGUGAUGUUGGGGAAAAGUGAAGAUUCAAAGACAACACUCGGCAACUUCAUCCUUGGUAGCCAAGACUUUGAUUUCCAGACACAUACCCCACUUAAACAUGGUGUGGCCAUCUGUGGAGAGUGGAAUGGACAUUUUCUAACAGUAGUGAAAACUCCAGACAUCUUCAGUCUGCAUGUGGAAGCAGUCAGAGAAGAGAUGAAAAGGACCAUCAGUCUCUGCCUCCCUGGACCAAAUGUCCUGCUGCUGUUAGUAAAUCCUUCUGAGUUCACUGAGGAGAACAGACAAACACUGGAGUUCAUCCCGAGUAUGUUUGGUCAAGAUGCCUUUCGACACUCAAUGGUCGUUACCACACAUGAGGGGAAUGAAACUAGUUUCACUGUGAAUCAGCUCCUUAAAGGAUGUGGCGACAGACACUGCAGCAUGUUAACAAUUGAGCGCACACUGUUGAUGGAGAAGAUUGAGAGCAUCGUGCAUGAAAACAAAGGGACCUUCCUCACCUUCACUGAAGAGACCAUCAGAUCAACAUCUGGACACAUCAGACCAGCUUUAAACCUGGUUCUGUGUGGGAGGAGAGGAGCAGAGAAGACUUCAGCAGCCAAGGCCAUUUUAGGACAGACAGAGCUUCAUCCAGUCUCCAACCCAUCAGAGUGUGUUAAACAUCAGGGAGAGGUGUGUGGACGUCGGGUGUCCCUGGUGGAGCUGCCUGCCUUGUAUAGACAACGUCAGGAGGCAGUGAUGGAGGAAUCAUUCAGGUGUAUCUCCCUCUGUGAUCCUGAGGGCGUCCAUGCCUUCAUCCUGGUCCUACCUGUGGGUCCCCUCACUGAUGAAGACAAGGGAGAGUUAGAGACCAUCCAGAACACUUUCAGCUCUCGAGUCAAUGACUUCACCAUGAUUCUGUUCACUGUGGAGUCAGAUCCUACAGCUCCAGAUGUUUUUCCAAGGGAAAACAAGGACAUCCAGGAGCUCCGUCAGUGCUAUGGAAGAAGAUGUGUUGUUCUCAACAUCAAGGACCAGCAGCAGAUUGCAGAGAUGUUGGAUGGUGUGGACAUACCAUAUGGCUAUACAACAGAAACAUUUGCACAUGCCCAAAUAGAAAAAGUCAUACAACAAGAGAAACGUAUCAACAUGCAACACACUGAACUUCAGACGCUGAAAAAGAGCAACAUCACAUGUGAUGAUGAGAAGCAGAGGCCAGAGUGUCUCAGGAUUGUGCUGAUAGGGAAGACCGGCAGUGGAAAGAGCUCUACAGGUAACACCAUUCUAGGAAGAGAUGAGUUCAAAGCUGAAACAAGCCAAACAUCAGUCACCAAACGUUGUCAGAAAGCAGAGACCGUAGUGAACGGUCGUCCUGUCGCUGUGGUCGACACUCCUGGUCUGUUCGACACAACUUUGUCCCAUGAAGAGGUUGAUGAGGAGAUGGUGAAAUGCAUCAGUCUUCUGGCUCCAGGACCUCAUGUCUUCCUGGUGGUGUUAGGAAUUGGCAGAUUUACAUCAGAGGAAAAGGAGACAUUGCAACGUAUCGAGAAAGGCUUUGGCAAGAAUGCUAAAACGUUCACCAUCAUUCUUUUAACUGGAGGAGAUUCACUGGAACAUGACAAAGUGUCCAUUGAUGAGUACAUUGCAAAAGGAUGUGAUUCCUUUGAGAAACUGAUUGCUGACUGUGGAGGAAGAUACCAUGUGUUCAAUAACUAUGAUGAACAAAACCGGACACAAGUCAGUGAGCUGAUAACCAAGAUUGACACCAUGGUGAAGGAAAAUGGAGGCAGCUGCUACAGCAAUGAGAUGCUGCAAGAGGCCGAGGCAGCAAUACAGAAAGAAGUGGAGAAGAUCCUGAAGGAGAAGGAAGAAGAGAUGCAGAGAGAGAGGGAGGAACUGGGAAGAAAAUAUGAAGAAGAAAUGGAAGCAAUGAAAAAAAGAAUGGAAGAACAGAGAGCAGAAAUUGAACAGGAGAGAAAACUGAGAGAAAAACAACAUGAGGAAUACAUCAACAAGGAGCUUGAAGAAAGAAAGAAAGAACAAGGAAGGAUAGAUGAAGAAGACCAGGUGAAGAAAAUACAGGAAGGAUUACAGCGACAGGACUGGAAAAGAAAACUUGAAGUUAUGGAGGAAAACAUAAAACAAGAAUUCAAAUCAAAGCAAACCAUUGACAGAAAGUUGGGGCAGAAAACAGAAGAGAUGAAGGAAAAACAAGAGGCUUGGGAAAAGGAAUGGAAAGAGUGGUGGGAGAAAAGAGAUCAGGAAUAUAAGCAGAGGCAACAGGAAGAACAUGCAAUAAUCGAGCAGGAAAAAGAAAAAUAUGAAAACAACAGAAAAGAAGAGGAUAGGAUCAGACGAGAACAGGAGGAAAAAGAGCGAAAGGAAUUGCAGGAAAACUACGAGAAUAGGCUGGUGCAUUUAAAGGAGGAAUAUGAAGAAGAAGCCAGAAAGAAAGCGGAGGAAUUCAAUAAAUUCGGAGAGAAAUGCAUGAAGGAGUUGAAAGAGCGCGAGGAACAAAUGAAAGCCAAAGAUGAAGAAUAUGACAUCUUACAGGCCCUUUCAGCUCAGAGUAAGGAACAAAUGAAGAAAAAACAUCAAGGAGAAAUCAAUAACUUAGUGAGGUGUUUCACCAAAAAAAGAGAAAAUGUUAAAAGAAUCCGUGACUUGCUGAAAAAACAAGAACAAGAAAUGAGGGAGGGGGGAAAUCUGGAGAUUAUGGAAAACCUGCAGAAAACACAUGAAAACCAAAUAAGUGACUUGAUACAGGAACUUUUGAAAGGAAUAGAUGAACCACAUCGGUGUCCCAUCUUAUAAGGCAUUUUAUUUUGUAGCCAUGCUAGUGGCUUGGCUCUAGGGAUGGGAUCUGUCCAUCUUCCAUCUGUCCAGACUGAAACAACUCAAUAACUUUUGGGUAGAUUGCCAAUAAAUGUUGACAUUUUGAUUUCACACAUGACACUAACAGCAGUCUGUUUGUAUAACCAAUCCAUCCACCCCGGACUUCUGGUUAGAAUAGAAUUUGUGAAUGUCAAAAACAAAUAUAAUCCAACAUGUAAUUGAGAAUGCAACUUAGCUGUAUGGGGAUGUAACAUUUAUCUACAGCACCAUCAUCAGCUCACCAUUUGAAUGUGUCCAAUACUUUUGGUUUGUGAACACAGCCUAUUUUCUCCUUUAGUCAGUGAACUAUGGUAUAAUGUGGGAUAUCAGACUCCAAGGUGUCUCAAUAUAUGAACAUAAUUGGACGAUGGAGGUAAAGGUUUGCUUCCUUGAUUAUUUAUCAGAACGUUUUUUUUUUUUGUUUUUGUUUUUUAGAUUUACUCAAUAUCUUCAUAUAAAGCUUGUCAAGUCAAUAUGCAAACUGGCUGUAAAUAUAUAAUUCAGUUUACAAUGUUCUAGGAUAGAGAACAUUAAACAGGCACAUGAGUGAGAGUGGGCACAGACUAGGCACUGGUUAAAAACGUGCAGCAAAUGUGCAGUAAUGAUGGAAAUAAUGCUUACAAUAAACUGUUUUCAUUAAUCACUCUCCAAUAAGAAUAUAUGUUUGAAUUGGCAUCAAACAUUAACGUUCAAAAGCAGAAAACCUGGUGAAUCAGUCCUAUAACUUAACCCUUGUGUUGUCUUCCAUAGACCAUGAACUUGUUGUCCUCCAACAAAAUUAACUCCCGGUCUGUUUUGCCUUUUUAUAAAGCAUAAAGUAUAGUAUCACCCAAUUCUAUUGUACACCUUCUAGUCAUCUAAAAAGAUGAAUAAAGAUUACCAAUAGUUUUACACUUUUAUUUAUGGUCAAUAAACCACAUUUACCGUACAUGAAAUUAUACCUAAUUUUGGAGUACAAUAGGCAGAAAUUAUGAAUUAUUUUCACUAUAUUGAAGAUCAGAUGAGAUAUGUCAAUGUUUGGUCAGGAAACUGUUUUGAAACUAUUUUAUUAUUUUGAAUGGCAGAACAUAUUUCUGAUAAAGAAACUUUGAAAACGGGUCAAAUUUGACCCGAAGAUAACACAAGGUUGAUAUGAGUAAUUAUUGCAGUAUGUGUUGUCCACAGCAGCUGUUACUGUAUGAAAAACUGUUUGAGUUCAUUGAAUCCCUGCAGCCAUCUGAUGGCAGCAUGACGUGUAUGUAUAAAACCAUAAAAAUAAAAUGGUUAUACAUCUACAGCCUCUUCAGAACUCGGUAGUUUGGAUCUUUUGAAGUGGGUUUAUGAGGUACUUCUCCAUAGUCAGUAGAUGGCGGUCGGCGUGCCCCUAGUUUGGAGAAGCCAACAGGAGUAAUGAUGUGUUGUCUUCUUCUGCAAUUUUUUGUUGGGAGUAAUAACCUAUUCUGCGAUUUUCCAAAUUGUUUGUGUAGCCUACUUAUUUAUAGAUUUUAUUUUAACAGUUCAGUAUAAAAAUACUUCAACAGCUGGGAGCUAUGCUUGAUCAUUAGAACGACUCUUUCAUUUUUAAAGCAGAUAUAUUGUACAUAUUUUAUUUUA